CCUUCAGCGCAGCCACCUCCAAUGCCACCCCCUCCACUGGGCUCCCCCUUCCCGGUCAUCAGUUCUUCCAUGGGGUCCCCCGGCCUGCCCCCUCCGGCUCCCCCAGGAUUCUCCGGGCCUGUCAGCAGUCCUCAGAUUAACUCCACAGUGUCUCUCCCUGGGGGUGGGUCUGGCCCCCCUGAAGAUGUGAAGCCACCGGUCUUAGGGGUCCGAGGCCUGCACUGUCCACCCCCUCCAGGUGGCCCCGGGGCUGGCAAACGGCUAUGUGCAAUCUGCGGGGACCGGAGCUCAGGCAAGCACUAUGGCGUUUACAGCUGUGAGGGCUGCAAGGGCUUCUUCAAACGCACCAUCCGGAAGGACCUGACCUACUCCUGCCGGGACAACAAAGACUGCACGGUGGACAAGCGCCAGCGGAACCGUUGCCAGUACUGCCGCUACCAGAAGUGCCUGGCCACCGGCAUGAAGAGGGAGGCGGUCCAGGAGGAGCGGCAGCGGGGGAAGGACAAAGAUGGGGACGGGGACGGGGCUGGAGCAGCCCCUGAGGAGAUGCCUGUGGACAGGAUCCUGGAGGCCGAGCUCGCCGUGGAGCAGAAGAGCGACCAGGGCGUUGAGGGCCCUGGGGGGACCGGGGGCAGCGGCAGCAGCCCCAAUGACCCAGUGACUAACAUCUGCCAGGCAGCUGACAAACAGCUGUUCACACUCGUUGAGUGGGCCAAGAGGAUCCCACACUUCUCCUCCCUACCUCUGGAUGACCAGGUCAUAUUGCUGCGGGCAGGCUGGAAUGAGCUCCUCAUUGCUUCCUUCUCCCAUCGGUCCAUCGAUGUCCGAGAUGGCAUCCUCCUGGCCACAGGUCUUCACGUGCACAGAAACUCAGCCCAUUCCGCAGGCGUGGGAGCCAUCUUUGAUCGGUCCCUCUCCAGGGUGCUGACAGAACUAGUGUCCAAAAUGCGUGACAUGAGGAUGGACAAGACAGAGCUGGGCUGCCUGCGGGCAAUCAUUCUGUUUAACCCAGAUGCCAAGGGCCUCUCCAACCCCGGGGAGGUGGAGGUCCUGCGGGAGAAGGUCUACGCGUCCCUGGAGACCUACUGCAAGCAGAAGUACCCCGAGCAGCAAGGCCGGUUUGCCAAGCUGCUGCUACGUCUUCCUGCCCUCCGCUCCAUCGGCCUCAAGUGUCUGGAGCACCUGUUCUUCUUCAAGCUCAUUGGCGACACCCCCAUUGACACCUUCCUCAUGGAGAUGCUCGAGGCUCCCCACCAGCUAGCCUGAACCCAGACCACUCCUCAGCGGUGGGGAGCACCGAGGAAGAGGACUUGAGCCUGGGCAGGGUGGGAGGGCCGAGGGCCCAGCCAGAGCCGUGGGCAAACGGUGGGUGCCGAGGAGGGGACUCCUGCAGCCUGCAAGGCAUCUGGCGACCCUUAGGGUUUGCCUGGUCUCCAAGUCAGAGGGGGCCCCAGGUCCCUGUGGCGACUCCAUGUCUACCUUCAGUGGCCUUGAGUCUCUGAAUUUGCCGGGGUCUCCCGUGAUGUGGGUCAUCCUGGCUCCCCCAGCACAAAGCACUGGCCCUGGUCCCGGGACUCCACUCCCUUUUCAUCCUGCCUCACUCCCUUCUGAAGAGUGGAAUGGAGCUCCCCUAGAAAGGGUGUUGCGGGGCAGGCCCCCCAAGCUGAUGGUCUCGGGAGCAGGGCUCUGAUAGCCCUUCAUCCCCCCAACCUGACAGGUGGGGGCCGAGGGAGGGGUGCCCCUCCUGUCUCCUGCCGUCAGACGAGGAAUAAAGGUGGUGGUGAAGGGCCGGUGGAGAUGGGGGGCCGACUGCCAUCUUUAAUUUCCUGUGAGGAGGGCCUGGGAGUUAGACUCAGAGAAGUACUGUACAUCCCCAGGUUGGCUUACAUGCCGGGGCCAGAGCGGCAUGUGGGCAAGGAGGCCCCUCAGGUGUCUGCCCGUGGUCUCCCGGUGGGUGCUGCCUUCCCCAUCUCACUGGCUCCUGGACGGGUCUGGGCAGUGAGGGGUGCUGGUUUGGGUGGCCUUUCCUUUUACAGCUGUCCCUGUUCCUCAGCACACAGGCUGGGGGCAGAAUUGACGGCGUGGCCGGCCUUCAGAGAUGGGUGCUGGGCUGCAUGGUUUUGCCCUGGGUCUCUUUUGGUUUUUUUGGGGGGGGAUCCCUCCCUCUUUCACUCGCACAUAAAAUCGCUUUCCAGUUAA
This is a messenger RNA of Peromyscus maniculatus bairdii (prairie deer mouse), 2199 nucleotides long. The record is from RefSeq and is a predicted model, not a curated record. NCBI's taxonomy places the organism in Eukaryota, Metazoa, Chordata, Mammalia, Rodentia, Cricetidae.